GUGGAGCACCUCAACAAUUACCGAACGUGCCCCUUAAUCAGUGUCGUUUGUGAUUGAACGUGACCCUCACCGUUAUCAUGGCGCUGUGAUGUUUGAGAUAGGACUAUUACUAGCCAGGAGGUUGGAGAGUAGUCAUUAAGGUCAUGUCAGCUAAAGCUGUUUACUGUUUGAUUUCGAUAAGGUGGGCUGUAUACGUACAUAAAAAUCCACUGUGGCGGGGGAUCAAAUAUAAAUAAACUCGAUCACGUAUCAGUUCGGCAUUGCUGUUGACAGUGGUUGAGGGAAGGUUGACUAGGGAAAGGUGUAGCCUGUAGCAUAUGGGCGUAUAAAUUAUAAUGCUCCAUGGAAAAUAGAAACAAUUGGCAACAGACGCAAGGUUUGUGGAUGUUUACAUACAGUGUACAUGUAAGUUUAUAGUGGCACACCAUACAACAUGGAUACACACAUGACAGAUGAACUGAGUAAGGACCAAGAACGGCUAGCUGAUUCCAGGGAACCCCUUCUUAAUCCUGAACAUGCUAAAACUGGGUAUGGUAAACACAAAGUUGUUCCUGAAGUUCCUGGUUGCAUAUCAGCACGCUAUGCUCUAGCUCUCUUCAGCUUACUGGGUUUUGUAAAUGUGUACGCCAUGCGUGUCAAUUUGAGCGUUGCCUUGGUUGCCAUGGUGAAUCACACAGAGACCAAUCACAGCAUUACUGCCUGCCCUGCAACAAACACUACAGCAGUCCCUAAGGAAGGAGAAUUUAAUUGGGAUCAGUACACCCAGAGUGAGAUUCUUGCAUCUUUCUUCUACGGAUACAUCUUUACUCAACUUCCAGGAGGGUGGCUAGCCGACCACUACGGAGCAAAGAAGCUAUUUGGAUUGGGUAUAUUAUGCACAGCUGUCUUUACACUGGUUACACCAGUGGCCGCAAGAGCUGGCUUUCAAUGGCUUAUAGCACUGAGGAUACUGGAGGGUCUUGGAGAGGGUGUGACCUUUCCUGCUAUGCAUGCCAUGUGGGGUCACUGGGCCCCACCUCUAGAACGAAGUAGACUGGUCACUAUUUCAUAUUCAGGUGCUUAUUUAGGUACAGUCAUCUCACUACCUAUAUCAGGGGUGUUGUGCAACUCGGACAUAUUAGGUGGAUGGCCAUCUGUCUUCUAUUUGUUUGGUACUGCAGGUGUAGUAUGGUUUGUAACAUGGAUGUUAUUUGUUCAUGAUAAACCAUCCAUGCAUCCACGGAUUUCCAAAACAGAAAGGGAUUACAUCACGAGGUCAAUCGGACACAAGCAGAGGAGUUCUGUUGUGCCAUGGUUCAGUAUACUCACCUCUCCAUGUGUUUGGGCUGUUGUCAUCGCUCAUUUCUGUAACAACUGGGGAUUUUACACACUAUUGACCAACCUGCCUACAUACCUGAAGGUUGUUCUUGGGUUUGACAUAUCUGAGAGUGGGUUCUUGGCUGCAGUACCCUACCUGGUAUUUUGGUGCAUCGUACUUGGUGGGGGUCAAAUUGCUGACUUUCUACGAAUGAGGGGAAUAUUAACCACAACCACCACUAGAAAGCUUUUCAAUUCUACAGGUUUCAUCUUGCCAGCUACAUUCCUGGUCAUCACUGGCUAUGUGGGCUGCAAUCACUACCUUGCCAUUGUAUUUCUGACUCUCUCUGUUGGUUGCUGUGGUGUUGCCGUGUCAGGAUUUAAUGUCAAUCAUCUAGAUUUGGCCCCAGACUACGCUGGUCUGUUGAUGGGUAUCACCAACAUGGUCGCCACAAUACCAGGCUUCCUUGGGCCUCUACUCGUUGGUGUGAUAACUGAGAAUGAGGAAACCUUUGAACGCUGGUGCAUAAUAUUCUGGAUAGCAUUUGGGAUCUACAUAUUCGGCACAUUGACAUUUAUCACAUUCGGUUCGGGAAAGAAGCAAGCUUGGGCAAUGGAUAACAACCAGAAGGUGGAAGCAGGUGACAAGGAAAACAAACCCAGUAUUAACCAAUCUGAGAGGAAAGAGUUCAAAGGUCACAUGCUUAGCAACAAGCUUCUCCAAUAAUGACUGAUACCGCCCCCACUGCUCAACUGAGUGUUUCGUG
Messenger RNA from Acanthaster planci (crown-of-thorns starfish), 2063 nucleotides. It is a transcript of the gene slc17a5, whose product is annotated as solute carrier family 17 member 5. Lineage: Eukaryota; Metazoa; Echinodermata; Asteroidea; Valvatida; Acanthasteridae. Gene Ontology annotation, biological process: monoatomic anion transport; transmembrane transport. The record is from RefSeq and is a predicted model, not a curated record. Gene Ontology annotation, cellular component: apical plasma membrane. Gene Ontology annotation, molecular function: transmembrane transporter activity.